Lodderomyces pseudojiufengensis is the source of this 2040-nucleotide messenger RNA. RefSeq lists its product as uncharacterized. Lineage: Eukaryota; Fungi; Ascomycota; Pichiomycetes; Serinales; Debaryomycetaceae. Bases 1 to 2040 code for a protein of 679 amino acids. The record is from RefSeq and is a predicted model, not a curated record. The transcript has a single exon.
AUGAAUUUUCAAUUACUAUCUCCCGAUAUAUUUGAGAGACCAUUAAUAGAUCCGGAGUACCCUGGAGAAGGAGAGGCUUUUUAUCAAUUCAAAUCAUAUAAAGAAUUACAAUCUUGGAUAGAAGUUCGUAAUCUUUAUACUUCAUAUCAAAUUCAUCAAACACGAAUAGAUGAUAUUGGAGACUUUAUAUCAAAAAAAAAUUCUAAAGAUAAUAAUGUAAUUAAGUUUGGUUUUGCAAGACAUGGAUAUCAAAAAUUGCAUUGUCAUUUACAUAAGAAGAAAGAUAGAAAUGGAGAGGAUAAGCAAUUGAGCCAAUCAUUUUCACCACCAAUAUCACCUCAAUCCCCCUCAGCUUCAACUACAACUAGUUUUAAAACUCCAACUAAAAUUACGACUAAUAAUGUAACUCCAGUUUCAACAAAUAUUGCAACUUUAUCACCUAAUUCAUCAUCAAUAUCUACAUCACCACCAAUUUCAAAUUCGGCUACGAGUUCAACAAAUACGCCCAUUCCCUCAUGUUCAAUAAUUGACCAACAACCUUCGCAUCAACAACCUUUCCAUCAACAACCUCCAAAUCAACCACCUAUCAUUCAACAUCCACCGCAUCAACCACUUAUCAAUCAACAACCUAUCAAUCAACAACCUUUCAAUCAACAAUUUCCACAUCAACCAUCUAUUAAUCAACCAUCUAUUGAUCAACCAUCUAUUGAUCAACCACCUAUCAAUCAGCCACCUUUCAAUCAACAAUUUCCACAUCAACCAUCUAUUAAUCAACCAUCUAUUGAUCAACCAUCUAUUGAUCAACCAUCUAUUGAUCAACCAUCUAUUGAUCAACCACCUAUCAAUCAACAACCUCCAAAUCAACUACCUAUCAAUCAACCACCUAUCAAUCAACUACCUUUCAAUCAAGCCCCUCCAAUUCAACAAUUUUCACAUCAACCACUACCACAUCAACAAUUUCCACAACAAAUUUCACAACAACCACCUCCUCAUCAACAAUUUCCACAUCAACCACAUCCUAGUCAACCGUUGUUUAAUCAACAACAUGACGUCCAAGCAUCAGCUAUCAAUCCACCUCUAUUUGCACAAACUCCUAGUCAACAAUUUUUUAAUGGUCAGGUUUAUAACGGAGAACAACCUUUUGUACAACCUUAUAACGGAGAACAACCAUUCAAUCAAUCAUCUUUUAAUCAACCGGAUAUAGUUGCACCACUGAAUUUUAGCUCAUUUUCAACUGAUCCACUUACAUUAAAUAAUCAGCAUUUUUAUACCCAUAUUCAAACAAAUCAGUCAUCAGAUGGUCAAUCUUUUAACCAAUUGAAGCAAAACGAAAUUCAUUCAAAUCCUAAAUUACACUCAUCUGAGGAUGAUUUAUUUCCUACUAUGACAUACAAAAAACCUUCAAAAUUCAAAACAAGUCAACCUUCGAAUAAAGAAGCCCGUGGUUGCAAAAGUUCAAUAACAAUUACUUUAAACGAUUAUGUUUAUCAUGUUAUUUGGAGAACUAAGCAUAAUCAUGAUCAUGUAUCAAGAGAUUAUGCAAAUAAAUUACCAAUUAAUCCAUUUGUUAGAAAAUAUAUAUAUAAUUUAUAUUUAAAUGGAAUACAAACUGAAUUCAUAAGUAGAAUGAUUAGAAAAUUGCAAAAACUUUAUAAAAAUGAUAAAUUUAUGUUUAAUGAAUUAUUAAAACUUGAUAAAAAUAAAUUAAAUUAUAUUAGAGUAUCAGUAAUAGAUAAUAGUAAAAAUUUAACAAAGGGAAUAAAUGAUAUAAUUGAAAAAAUUGAAAUAAAAGUUGCAAAUAACGAAAGUGCAAAAGUUCAAAAUAUUGAGGAAAACUUACCUGGAUCUCAAUCUAAUCCAAUCGAAAUCGAUGAUGCAAAUACAAGUAAGAGAAAACUUUCGUAUGAUUCAUUUGUUAAUGAAAUGAAUGGUUCACCAAUCAAUAAAAUUACAAAAACUAAAUCAAUCAAUGAAACUUCUGAUAUCAGUGAUGACUCAGUAAAUUCCACAAAUCAUGACACAGUCGAUACUAUGGAAUAG